UCAAUUCUCAGUGAUUCGAGUGGCUCUGAGGCAGCGCGUGCCGUACGCGUAUUGUUUUCCAAAUUUGUUUUAUAUUAUUUAAUGGUUUACUUCGGUGUCUGUAUAUAGACGAGAUUAACGGUCAAAGGGAAUCUUAUCAGUUCGUUAUCGCCCGAACCGACUGAGUAUAAGAUAGUCGCCGGCUGCUUGCAGCUCAAUCAGUUUGCAUUUGUACUUGGACUUGAACGGAGCUAGUGAUGGCACAAGACCGGAGCACGUGGAUCGGCUGCAGCUUGGGCGGACUUCUGGUCGCCCUGCUGGCCCUGCAGUCGAUGCCCCAAGGAAGCGAAGGAGCCAACAUUCUGGGCGUGUUUACCAGCCACAGUCCGUCGCACUUGAUUAUUCACAUGUCGAUCAUGAAGACGCUGGCCGAGAAGGGUCACAAUGUGACCGUCGUCUCCUCGAUGCCACCGAAAGUAACGCACAAGAGCAUUAAGCACAUUGUGGUGCCCAUGAGUGCGGAGGAUGAGAAAAUCCUCAACGACGGCAUGUCCGGGAUGGUCAAGGAGAAGCCCUCGAUUUGGAACACGAUGAAGUCGAUCUUCAGCUCGCUGGCGCUGCUCAUCGACAAACAGGUGGACGUGCUGGAGGAUCCGCGUUUCCAGGAGCUCUACCUCAACAAGGGCAACAAGUUCGAUGUGGUCUUCGUGGGAUUCUUCUUUAACACUUACCAGGUGGCCUUGGGCGCCCGGUUCAAUUGCCCCGUAAUUAUUUCCUGGUCGGGACCACCCAUGAUGAUGGUCAACGAGGUGCUGGGCAAUCCGGAGCUGUCCAGCGUGCCACAAAUGCAAAUUGCUGUGGCCGCGGGACAGCCCAUGAAUUUCAAGCAGCGAGUGCAGAACUUUGCCAGCACUCUCGGUUUUAAUGCGCUCAAUUUCUUCCUAACCCACAAAUACAAUGGUUUCUACAAUCGACUUUGGGGCAAUGACAAAUCAAUGCCCACUUUUGAGGUGGCCAAGAGGAAUGUCUCGCUGGCCUUCUGCAAUAGCCAUGCUAUCAGCGAAGGACCCAUCCGUCCCAAUGUGCCGGGCGUCGUUGAAAUCGGAGGCAUCCAGAUUAAGAACAAGCCCGAUCCUCUGCCCGAGGACAUCAAGGAGUUCUUGGACAAGGGCAAGCACGGCGCCAUCCUCUUCAGUCUGGGAUCGAACUUGAAGGGCGAGCACAUCCAGCCACAGGUGAUUGAAACCAUUUUCAAGGGCCUGAGCAGCGUAAAGCAGCAGGUGAUCUGGAAGUGGGAGGACACCAAGAACACGCCCGGCAAGUCGCCGAAUAUACUGUACAAGAAGUGGCUGCCACAGGACGAUAUCCUGGCCCAUCCCAAGAUCAAGCUGUUCAUAACCCAUGCGGGCAAAGGGGGCGUGGCCGAGGCCCAGUACCAUGGCGUUCCCAUGCUGGCGCUGCCCGUCUUCGCCGAUCAGCCGGGAAAUGCCGAUAAAUUGGCGGAGAGUGGAUAUGGCCUACAACUGCCACUGGCCAGCCUCGAGUUGGAUGAGUUCAAGGCGGCCAUCAAGGAGGUGAUCGAGAAUCCCAAGUUCGCCGAGAAGUUGAAGGUCUUCUCGCAGCUCUAUCGCGAUCGUCCCUUGACUGCCCAGGAAUCGGUGGUCUACUGGACGGAGUACGUCAUCCGGUACCACGGUGCCGCCCACAUGCAGAGUCCCUUGGUUCACAUGGGCUUCGUGGCCAGCCAUAAUCUGGACAUCUAUGUCAUCGCCGUUUUGGUCCUCUACAUCCUGUUCCUCAUUAACAAGAUCGUUUGGAAGUUUGUGUGGCGCAAAUUGUGCGGCAAGUCGAACAAAGCUGCUCAGAAGAAGAAGGUUAAGAAGCAGUAAAUAGACGAUAAUAGAAAUAAGUGAAUUUUAUACAAGACGACUAAACGAAAUAAUAUGUAAAAGAAAACUGUGUAUUUUUUCCAUUAUAAAUAAAAGUUUAAAAUGUUAUAAAAAACAUUA
This is a messenger RNA of Drosophila elegans, 1988 nucleotides long. RefSeq names its product UDP-glycosyltransferase UGT5 (gene Ugt37D1). Bases 237 to 1868 code for a protein of 543 amino acids. Gene Ontology annotation, molecular function: UDP-glycosyltransferase activity. The record is from RefSeq and is a predicted model, not a curated record. NCBI's taxonomy places the organism in Eukaryota, Metazoa, Arthropoda, Insecta, Diptera, Drosophilidae. The transcript has 3 exons.